Frankliniella occidentalis (western flower thrips) is the source of this 1286-nucleotide messenger RNA. RefSeq names its product elongator complex protein 4 (gene Elp4). Bases 52 to 1215 code for a protein of 387 amino acids. NCBI's taxonomy places the organism in Eukaryota, Metazoa, Arthropoda, Insecta, Thysanoptera, Thripidae. Gene Ontology annotation, biological process: tRNA wobble uridine modification. Gene Ontology annotation, cellular component: cytoplasm; transcription elongation factor complex; elongator holoenzyme complex. The transcript has 7 exons. The record is from RefSeq and is a predicted model, not a curated record.
AAGAUAUCAUCAUGAAAACAAAACAACACUUGACGCCGCACCAUCAACAUCAUGGCUGCUCUAACCUCAGAUGGAAAUAUCACAAGUUUUCAGAAAAAAGGAAGAAACAGGAUCCCAUACAUCCAGGGAACACGACAGUCUGUUCAAAAUGCUCAAAUCCUUGUGUCGAGUGGAGCCCCUUCGCUUGACCAUGUCGUAGGUAGUGGACUCCCUGUCGGCAGUAUUCUUCUCAUAGAGGAAGAUGCGUUUGGAAUGUUCUCCAAGUUUAUUCUUAAAUACUUCUUGGCUGAAGGAAUAGCCUGCGAGCAUCCCCUGUUCUUAGCAAGUCGAGAUUUUCAACCUAACACUUUUAUGAAACAGUUACCUGUCCCGAUAAAGGUAGACUCAUCAAUUUCAGGUCAUGACCUAAAAUCUGAUGACCCAAUGACGAUAGCAUGGAGGUAUCAGAACAUGCGACAGGUUCAGUCGAUACCAGGAUCAUCCAACAGUGGGACUCACCUUGGUCAUAAUUUUGAUUUAACUCAAUUCAUACCCCCAGAAGAUUUGGAUACCUGUGAUUAUACGCUGUGGUCUGAACCUGAGGAAAAUGAUACACCAAUAGGUAAUUUCAUCAACCCUCAUUAUGGCCUACUCUUAUCAAAAAUACAGAAAAGAAUUUCUGAAGGCCAGUUUCGUGUUCAAGAUGAACCAAGUAAGCAGAGCAUACUUCGUCUAGCUAUUCACUCUCUAGGCUCACCCCUGUGGGUGGGUUCUUCCUGUGAUGAGUCCUUGGAAGAAGGAGUCAAAAAAGAUUUACCUAAAUUCCUUUUAUACCUACGGUCUCUUCUUAGAGAGUCUUAUGCUCUAGCUGUUGUCACAGUUCCAUCUCAUCUUUUUAGGGACCCUUCAAUCAUUAAGCUUUGUGAAUACCAAAGUGACAUGGCCCUGCGUCUGGAGUCUUUCGCUGGAUCAUCAUAUGAAACCAACCCAGUAUUCAAAGAAUACCAUGGUCUACUCCAUAUUCGUAAAUUGGGACCCGUAAACACACUAGCCACUCACGUUCCAGAGAGUUUAGAUCUAGCUUUUAAGUUGAGGCGAAGGAAGUUUGUCAUUGAGAAAUUACACUUACCCCCAGAACUUCAAGAAUCAGCCCAGCGAGAACAGGAUGACAUUUCACCCGGGAAAAGAUCAGGCCUUGGCUGCACUUCAAGUCCAAGCAGCAAGUUGGACUUCUAAUUUGUUCAUUUGUUUUGUAAGUGUCAUUACGUUUUGUAAUUAUUAUUGAAGAAAGAUUUGUGUCUGCAAAA